AUGGAUAAUAGAAAUGAUGAUGACCUCCCUUAUGGGCCUUGGCUUAAGGGUGCAAGACUCCCAACGAAUGGCUAUGAUCGCUACUGUACGGAUUUUUCUAAGACCAAUGCUUGGCCUCUUUUGACACGGUUGGCUCACCAAUCACUUUCCUCUGCUGUUCCACAACUACACACCAGCAAUAAGCCUCAUCCUAGGUCGCUGCAUGUCAAUGAAGGCCCCUCCACCCUUGCAAUCUCCACUAGCCCCCUCACAACCAUCACCCUGCCCACAAUCUCAACAUCUUCACAGCCCUGCCUUACACACACAGUUGACCAAACAUCUUCCUCUUUCCCAACUCCUACCAACUCUUCCAUAACCCAACCAAUCUCCUCUUCUAUAACACACGGUUCACCUUUGCCUUUAAACAAAGAUACGGGUGCUAUUGGUUCUUCUCCAAAUAUUUUUGCUACUUAUCCACCAUCCACACCUACUACACUCCCAAUUCCCUCACCCAAACCAUGGCCAUGCUCACCUUCACCCAUGAAUCCAACCUUUUCCUCACUCACUACUACUGCCACCAUAACCUCAGCUUUUUCCCAUGGCAUUACUGCUGAUGCAAGUGGGAAAGAAAACACUCCUCCUGCCCCUACCAUAAAGAGACAAUGUGAUGCUAUCUCCAUGAGGAAAAUCCUUAAGCGCUGGCGUGGUAUUGGGGGUCAAUCGGCUUCCCACUCCACCUUUGAAGUUGUCCUUGAAUCUAUGGUUUCUUUAGACGAGGAUUCUAUUGAUUCUUUUGACUGUCCGGCGACGGUUGCUUCGCAACCUCGCCAUUCAUCAUGA
Molecule: messenger RNA, 819 nt
Organism: Cannabis sativa
Lineage: Eukaryota; Viridiplantae; Streptophyta; Magnoliopsida; Rosales; Cannabaceae
Exons: 2
Coding region: 1-819 (272 amino acids)
Source: RefSeq, a predicted model, not a curated record